CAUCACAGGCGUGGUGGGGCCGCGAGCUUAUAAUAUUAGAGUACAUAGUCAAACAUUUCACUCGAACCGCAUUCGCUCCAGUCCACCACGACCGGACGGUGUUACCUUCUGUCAGCGGAACAGGAGGAGAGGGCGGAACCCACGUGUAUCGCGAGAAGCGCGCGUGGCAAGAACACUACCGCAGCAGCCCCAGGCAGCCCGAAUCCGCCUCUCUCGAGCAUAUGCUCGGAUCCCUCCGCGCAGACAUGAGCCGCCAAGGAGUCCAGACGCCCCAGAAGGGAUGCUGCAACGCCUGCGAGAAGCCCAUCGUCGGACAGGUGAUCACCGCGCUGGGCCGCACGUGGCAUCCUGAGCACUUCACCUGUGCUCACUGCAACCAGGAGUUGGGCACGAGGAACUUCUUCGAGCGUGAUGGCCGGCCGUACUGCGAGCCGGAUUACCACAACUUGUUCUCGCCGCGAUGCGCCUACUGCAACGGCCCGAUCCUCGACAAAUGCGUGACAGCCCUGGAGAAGACUUGGCACACGGAGCACUUCUUCUGUGCCCAGUGUGGGCAGCAGUUCGGGGAAGAUGGUUUCCACGAGCGGGACGGCAAGCCCUACUGCCGCGCCGACUACUUCGACAUGUUCGCGCCCAAGUGCGGCGGCUGCAACAAGCCCAUCAUGGAGAACUAUAUCUCAGCGCUCAACACACAGUGGCACCCCGAUUGCUUCGUCUGCAAGGAAUGCCAAACUGCAGUCAAAGGCAAAUCUUUCUAUGCGAUGGAAGGAAAACCAGUAUGCCCCAAAUGCGUCGGAGUCGACGAGGAUGAGUAAAGGAUGAUGCGCCGACCCCCAAAAUGGAUGCCCUCCCCCAAUUUCUUUUACAGCUAUGCUCGCCGGCACCGGCGUGGGAAUGAAUGUAAACACACAAACACGAAUGCUAAAUGAGUACACCAACACACAUUACACACAAGUCCAAGUAUAGGGUACUUAAAUAGGAAAUAAACUAUGUAAUAUAUUUUUGUAAUAUUAUUGUAAUGCUAAGAUUUAUAAUAAAGAGAACAAAAAUAAAGAAAAAAAAAACAAAAAAAUA
Ostrinia nubilalis (European corn borer) is the source of this 1074-nucleotide messenger RNA. Its product is annotated as paxillin. The coding region runs from base 222 to 815 and encodes 197 amino acids. Gene Ontology annotation, molecular function: muscle alpha-actinin binding; actin binding. Gene Ontology annotation, cellular component: adherens junction; filamentous actin; Z disc. The record is from RefSeq and is a predicted model, not a curated record. The transcript has 5 exons. NCBI's taxonomy places the organism in Eukaryota, Metazoa, Arthropoda, Insecta, Lepidoptera, Crambidae. Gene Ontology annotation, biological process: heart development; muscle structure development; actin cytoskeleton organization.